AUGGCCGACCGGAUGAACUGGGGAGAACCACAUAUGUGUGAGUACCGAGUUCAGAAAGAGGAGAAAGUUAGACUAGAUUUGGAAGCCGAGAAAAUAGAAGGGACAGAGGAUUGCGGGAAUUUGACUGCGGGAAACAAGCCAAUAAAGCACGAAGCAGAGAUGAAACAGCUGGCAGAAGCCCUAAUGCUUCCUAAGAACGUAGCCGUAGUAAAAUGCAAGGGCCACGAAGGGUCAGGAACAAUGGUAGCAAAGGGAAAUCAGGUGGCAGACGAAGAAGCAAAAAGGGCAGCAGGAUACCAGGUGACCAAACAGAUGGUCACGGUUGAGGAGGAAGUUAGGCUGAGUGACAGACUAACCCUAGAGAAAGUCAAGCAAGAAAAGGACAAAGCCUCUCCAGAGGAGAAAACUAUGUGGCUGGGAAAAGGGGGAUGCAAGGAGGGGGGGCUGUGGCAGAAUAAGGAAGGGAAACCAGCCUUUCCCCCUGGCAUUCGCCAGGCAGUUCUAGCAGAGGCUCACGGGGUUGGACAUGCAGGGGUGAGACAGAUGUUAGAAAACUUGACGAUGUGGUGGCACCCGUUUAUGAAAGACAUGGUGCAGGGACACGUCCGAGAUUGUGCGACCUGUACCUUUCAUAACUUGCGACCCACAGUCAAGCCGAAAAAAGGACAGUUUCCAGCAUGCACGAGGUCAGGGGAAGAAAUCAUCAUAGAUUACACAGAUAUGCUUAUUCCAGUGAAGGGGUUCAGAUAUGUGUUGAUGUGUGUGGAUGCAUUCUCAGGGUGGCCAGAAGCAUGGCCCACAAGAAAGGAGGAUGGUGCAUCAGUGAUAAAGUUUCUGAUCAAUCAGUAUAUACCGAGACAUGGGUUUCCCCACAGGAUUCGGUCAGACAAUGGGACCCAUUUUAAGAAUGAAGACCUCCAGAAAGUGGAGAAAGCGUUGGGAUUAAGACAUGCGUUCGGAACUGUCUAUCAUUCGCAGUCCCAGGGAAAGGUGGAGCGAAUGAACCAAACAAUAAAACAAAAAUUGGCAAAAAUCUGUGCACAGACUAAAAUAAAUUGGGUUGACGCUUUACCGCUGGCACUGAUGUCAGUAAGGUGUUCCAUAAACAGGUGGACCGGGUUCACUCCCUUUGAGCUCCAGACAGGCAGGCAGUUCCCAGGACCCCAGAGAGGGCUAUCCUGGACCCCCGACGAAAAGGGGGAGCGAAAUCCGAGGUCAUAUUAUGAUGGUUUGCAAGUUCUCGUUGCAGAUUUCUCCAAACAGAUCCAGGAGGCGAGACCUGGGAAUCAGGCACCCGAACCACACACGGCAGAGUGGGUCCUCCUGAAAGUCGUCAAGUGGAAGUGGUCAGAACCCAGGUGGACCGGCCCCUUCCGAGUUACCGAGAGGACGUCACACGCAGUCCGUCUAAAAGGCAAAGGUGACACGUGGUUCCAUUGGAGCCAGUGUGCAGCUUCAGAGGAGCCUGGCAGGACCACCGCAGAGAUGCAGAGGGACCUCGGAGAAGACACACAGAGCUCUCUAAAGUCUUGA
This is a messenger RNA of Paramormyrops kingsleyae, 1533 nucleotides long. NCBI's taxonomy places the organism in Eukaryota, Metazoa, Chordata, Actinopteri, Osteoglossiformes, Mormyridae. The record is from RefSeq and is a predicted model, not a curated record.